Molecule: messenger RNA, 663 nt
Organism: Lasiodiplodia theobromae
Lineage: Eukaryota; Fungi; Ascomycota; Dothideomycetes; Botryosphaeriales; Botryosphaeriaceae
Product: 60S ribosomal protein L10-A
Exons: 3
Coding region: 1-663 (220 amino acids)
Biological process (GO): ribosomal large subunit assembly; translation
Cellular component (GO): ribosome; cytosolic large ribosomal subunit
Molecular function (GO): structural constituent of ribosome
Source: RefSeq, a predicted model, not a curated record
AUGGCUCGCCGCCCCGCUAGAUGCUAUCGCUACUGCAAGAAUAAGCCGUUCCCCAAGUCUAGAUUUAAUCGUGGCGUUCCGGACCCUAAGAUCCGUAUCUUCGACAUGGGACGCAAACGUGGCAAUGUCGACGAGUUUCCCACCUGCGUCCACAUGGUGUCCAAUGAGCACGAACAGCUGAGCUCCGAGGCCCUGGAAGCCGCCCGCAUCUGCGCCAACAAGUACCUGGUCAAGACGGCGGGCAAGGAGAACUUCCACCUGCGCGUCCGCGCGCACCCCUACCACGUGCUGCGCGUCAACAAGAUGCUGUCCAUGGCGGGCGCGGACCGGCUGCAGCAGGGCAUGCGCGGGGCCUGGGGCAAGCCGACGGGGCUGGCGGCGCGCGUCAACAUCGGCCAGAUCCUCAUCUCGGUGCGCACCGUCGACCGCCACCGCGCCACCGCCGUCGAGGCCCUGCGCCGCUCCAUGUACAAGUUCCCCGGCAGCCAGAAGAUCGUCAUCAGCAAGAACUGGGGCUUCACCCCGCUCAAGCGCGACGAGUACGUGGCCCUGCGCGGCGAGGGCAAGCUGCUGCGCGACGGCGCCUACGUCCAGUUCUGCCGUGCCAAGGGCAACCUCGAGGAGAACUUCAGGCGCUUCCCGGGCGCCUUCGCUGAGGUUUGA